AUGUUAACGCUACCAUUUGAUGAGUCUGUUGUAGUGCCAGAGUCCCAGAUGUGCAGAAAGUUUUCCAGAGAAGGUGAGGAGCCGAAGCAAAUCAAGAAACCGGAAAGCUUUGCAAAGCAGAUUACGCACCAAGGGAAAAGCAUCAAAAGGUCGACGGCGGAAGAUACAGAGAAAGAGGAGGUGGAAGAUGACCGAGAGGAGGAAGACGAAAACGGCUUGCCCAGGAGGAGGGGCCUUCGGAAAAAAAAGACGACCAAGAUGAGAAUCGAGAGGGUCAAAUUCAGGCGACAGGAAGCCAACGCGAGAGAAAGGAACAGAAUGCACGGCCUCAACGAUGCGUUGGACAGCUUAAGGAAAGUGGUCCCUUGUUACUCCAAAACGCAAAAACUGUCUAAAAUAGAAACUUUGAGGCUGGCUAAAAAUUACAUAUGGGCUCUUUCCGAAAUCUUACGGAUUGGCAAGAGACCUGACCUGCUGACGUUUGUCCAGAACUUGUGCAAAGGUCUCUCACAGCCCACGACAAACUUGGUCGCAGGAUGCCUACAGCUCAACGCGAGAAGUUUCUUGAUGGGUCAGAGCGGGGAGGUGGCCCACCAUGCCCGAUCUCCCUACUCCACUUUCUACCCCCCCUACCACAGCCCAGAGCUGAGCACAGCCCCAGGUCAUGGGACCCUCGACAAUUCCAAGACCAUGAAACCCUACAAUUAUUGCAGUGCUUACGAGUCCUUCUAUGAGAGCACUUCUCCCGAGUGCUCCAGCCCCCAGUUCGAAGGUCCCUUAAGUCCUCCCCCAAUUAACUAUAAUGGGAUAUUUUCCCUCAAGCAAGAAGCAGCUUUGGACUAUGACAAAAACUACAAUUACGGCAUGCAUUAUUGUGGCGUGCCACCCAGGGGUCCCCUUGGGCAGAGUUCUGUGUUCAGGUUGCCUGCAGAGAGCCACUUCCCUUACGACCUACAUCUGCGCAGCCAGUCUCUCUCCAUGCAAGAGGAAUUAAAUGCAGUUUUUCAUAAUUAA
Messenger RNA from Zootoca vivipara (common lizard), 1014 nucleotides. It is a transcript of the gene NEUROD6, whose product is annotated as neuronal differentiation 6. Gene Ontology annotation, biological process: axon development; positive regulation of transcription by RNA polymerase II; nervous system development. Gene Ontology annotation, cellular component: nucleus. Lineage: Eukaryota; Metazoa; Chordata; Lepidosauria; Squamata; Lacertidae. Gene Ontology annotation, molecular function: E-box binding; protein dimerization activity; DNA-binding transcription factor activity, RNA polymerase II-specific. The record is from RefSeq and is a predicted model, not a curated record.